This is a messenger RNA of Cucurbita moschata (crookneck pumpkin), 825 nucleotides long. RefSeq lists its product as uncharacterized. NCBI's taxonomy places the organism in Eukaryota, Viridiplantae, Streptophyta, Magnoliopsida, Cucurbitales, Cucurbitaceae. The record is from RefSeq and is a predicted model, not a curated record. The transcript is spliced from 2 exons. Bases 94 to 696 code for a protein of 200 amino acids.
AGGCCACCAAUAUCCUUUAUCUUCUACAUUCUUCAUCUUCUGCCAUUGUCUGACCCAAAUAUCUCUGUUUCCAUCCAACUGAACUCCAACACAAUGGAUGGUUCUGAAGCCCCGACUCAGGCUCAAAAUUUGCUUGUAAUCAGAGAAGACUAUUUUGUUCAUUACAAAUCCCCUGUUUUUCCCCCAGCCCACGCCCACUCCGAAUCCUCCCAUGAAUCUGAACCAUCUAAUGAACCAUCUAAUGAACCAUCUGAGGCAUCUGAUGAGCCAUCUGAUGGUGAACCAUCUGAUGAUGAGCCAUCUGAUGAUGAGGCGUCUUCUCCGGCGACUUCGGAUUUGCAAUCGAGAGCAGUCGGAGAAGCGAUUAUGAGGCGGUGGGAGAUUGUUAAAGCGAAGGUGAUUUCUGGGAUUGUUGGAUUUGGAUUCCACGCUAGGAGACUAUGCUCUGCUCUGCCGGUUACUGCAAUGGCGGCGGCUCUGUUCCUGCUGCUGCUACUGUUUCUGUUCAAGAUCAAGAUCAAGAUGCGGCUGCCAUGGCGCCCACCAACUGCGGGUGUGUGUCCAGAUAACCAACACCGUUUGCUUCUUCUCCUUAAACACAAGGAUCAGAAAAUCAGUGAGCUCUUGGUUCAGAUCGCCCAAAUGAACGAAAUGCUUUCAGCUCGUCGAAAGGUUCCCGUUGUGAGAGUGAAAUGACAAAUAUAGCCUUAAAAAUGGUUCAGUUUCUGGGAGGAGCUGCUCAGUUUUGAUGGCUUUGAGUUUAUAUUUACUUUUCUUGCAUACAUGUUAAAUGUAUAAUAUACAAGUGCUAUAAAUUUAUAAAUA